AUAAUAUCUCAUUUUUGAAAUAAAAAACAAAGGUGAAGCGGUGAGCGUGACAUCCUUAUGCCAGCCAUACACGUAACGAUAUACUUGCGCAAACUUAGACUUGCACAAGUAUACUGUAGCGUGUGUUGGAAGAUUUUUGCGCAAGUAUCUAGACUUGUACAAGUCGCAAGAACGUUGCAAUUUUCGAUUCCGAGACUUGUGCAAGUUUACGUUUGCGCAAGUUUACUUGAACGUGUGUGGCAACGAGCCUUCGCAGUUAGCGAUGUCCUGCUGCUUGGUUGUACACACGCGUUGCGUUGUUCACCACCAAAAUGAGUGAGACACGUGGAGUUCGAGAAAAUUUGGAAGAAUUUAUAAAUGUGUAGAGAAAUGAACCAUGCCUCUGGCAAAUAAAGAACAAACACUACCAUAAUAGAGAUAAAAAACUGCCGCUUAUAAAAAAUUAGUAGAACUGUAUAAGAAAAUAGAACCAAGUGCCAACCGAGAUAUGAUAGUUAAAAAAAUUAAUGGCUUACGCACCAACUGCCGUAAAGAAAAGAAGAAGAUAGAAGAGUCUAGCCGAUCUGGAGCAGGCUCCAAUGAUGUUUAUGUGCCAAUGUAUUAUGAUUUACUGAAAUUUCUCGAUGACGACCAAGGAACGCCAAGACCUUCUCGUUCCAACAUCGUCGAAGAUGAUAGUUCUGAAGAAACCAUACAAGCUUCAAUGAACAGCGAUGUUUUGCCAUCACAAGAUAGAGAUGAUAAAUCUCCGGAAACAGCUAGUACCUCUACACAAAUAUCAAGUCGCCCUAGACCACCCAAAAGAAAAAGUAACAGUAAUCCUCAUUCAUUAGAUUCACCAGAUUUAUCUACCGACGUAUUGCAAGUCGUAAAAGAGCAUUUCAAGUGUCCUUUGUUACAGCAAAGGCUGAUUGCUGAAAAAAUUAUAAACGACUCAUUAUUUCAAACAGAAAUGGCCAACUUGAGACUGCCGCAUGGAGACUUCAAUGUACGUGAGUUGUAUCGCACAACUCCCAGUCCUCCAACAUAUCAGACACAACAGUUUAUUCGUGCAACUCCAACUCCCAGUCAUUCAGCACACCGGCCACAACAGUUCAUUCGUGAAAUCCCAACUCCAAGUCCUCCAAUACACCACUCACAACAGUUUAACCAAGGAACCCCAAUUCUAAGUCCUCCAACACAACACUCACAGCAGUUCAUGCAUUUAGGAUCAACUCUAUCUUCAUUGCCACGCAUCGAGCAAGAAUGUAAUGAUUCUUCCACGCCUUGCAUGCAGUACAAUUCGGAUUCACAACAUUCGACUGAACAUACUGAAGUGCAAUUAUCUAUUCCAGAACAAUCAGCCGGGGCAUUUAUAUCCAGCUUCAAUGAUUGUCAAUAA
Acanthoscelides obtectus is the source of this 1381-nucleotide messenger RNA. NCBI's taxonomy places the organism in Eukaryota, Metazoa, Arthropoda, Insecta, Coleoptera, Chrysomelidae. The record is from the annotation of a GenBank genome assembly.